This is a messenger RNA of Theobroma cacao (cacao), 2542 nucleotides long. Lineage: Eukaryota; Viridiplantae; Streptophyta; Magnoliopsida; Malvales; Malvaceae. The record is from RefSeq and is a predicted model, not a curated record.
CGGCCCCGAUUUCCUUAUCCAAAUUACUUUCCUUCAGCCGUUAACCUCUCCUUUCAAAAUUUCAUGCCGUUACGCUCCUGACUGAACUUAACUAAACUAACACUCCUCAGUCCUCAGACCCACCUGGCCUAAAUAUAAUUUAAAAAGAAAAGAAAACUCUUCAACUGAAAAACCCGCGAGAGUUCCUUCGAAACUUUUCUUCGCGAUCUGAUGUUUUCUUGGCAAACUCUCACCAGCGUAACCGUUCCAUCAUCGUCCUUAAAACGUUACCGUUUGUAUGGUGCUCGCUCGCUCGAUUCUUACCGUAUAUUAAGAGCCGCUGCAACUCUCAAGGUUCCCGGUAUCUCUCCGAGGCUCCGGGCUAUAUCCACUGAACCAAUUGAAUCCAGAAGCGACGACGUCAGAUUAACACUGAGCGAUACCGAGGAUCUUGUUCCAAGAAACGAAAAUGAAAAGGAAGAAGAAGAAGAAAAACCAGGAAUUUCAAGAAUUCAAGUUUCCAGACAGAAAUACAUACCGGUUUCCAAGGCGGAGCUCUUGGAUGCUAUUGUAUCGAGACUGUUCGAUUCUCAAGACGAAGAUGCUGGUCAAUUUCGCCUCCUCUCUUCGUGUUUGGAUUCUAUCCUUCACGCUGAACACAGAAGCAUUUUGGAACAAAUGCGAACCGAUUAUUACUUUUCUCAUUCCACGGAGAGAGAAAGAAAGAAAACGGCCGUUUCAGAAUCGGAAGUUGUAGCCAACGGUGAAACAUCUAACUUGACCGAGGAUAGCAUCGAACCUGACACGAGGUUCAAUUAUGGUCUGGACUUGACGAAUUUUCUAAGUUCUUCAGCUAAAAAUGUUAGGAGAUAUUCCGAUGACAAGUCCAGAGUUGCGGUCGCUACUCGUUUUCAAAGAGCUUUUAUGCAACUUCUUAAUGAUGCUCAGUUUGAAGAACUAUCAGUUAGGGAUUUGAUGUUGACAAAUGCUUUGAACACUGAUUAUCUCCUUACGUUGCCGAUAUAUGUUGACUGGAAGAGAGCCUCUGAAUCCAAUGCAAUUAUAUUCCGGCGGGGUUAUGCAACUGAGAGGCAGAAGGGUCUACUGAUUGUUGAAAAGCUGGAUUACUUGCAAUCCAGACUCCUGCGAGGAAUCUUCUCCAUUAUAUCAAAACCAGUAGGGAAAGUUGGCAAAUGGAUUUCUUACAAUCUCAAUGAGGCUCUCAAGGAUGCUUCUCAGGAAGAGGAAACACAAAACUGGAUUGGGAGAGUGAAGCUUUGGCUUGAGGAAGUGUCCUUCUUUCAACAGUCAUAUUUUAAUAAUGAGCAAAAUUUUGAAAAUGUGCCGGGGAUGGACCAACUAUCAGAUUGUGACCUUCCUAUUUGGCUGGCAGCACAGAGGGCAAUUAGUCGCUAUGAAGGUUUUCUGUCUCCAGUUGGACCCCGUGGAAGGCUUUUAAGGAAGUUGCUUGCACGGAUUGGAGUUAUACGUCCUACAUCAGAAAGACCAUUUCAGGCUCACAGUGAUAGUACUGUUUCUGAACCUUAUUUAAGGCCAACUUUCUUAUCAAGGAUAUCACUCAGUGAUAUAUGGAGACCGGCUACAAGGAAAUACUGUGGCAAUGAUGUUUGGAAAAUGUUAAAAACUUCUGUUUCCAUUCUCCUUUCACGGUCAGUCCUCCAGGAGCCAGCAUUUCAAGAAUUAAUUUUGCUUUAUACAAAGGAUUUUGCUGAAGAAGAUACUGAAGAUAACGCUGAGGCUCAAGCAUUACAACUAAAGAUCUACAAGAGAAUUCCUAUUCCAGAUUUACCAGUAAAUAGUCCUAACAACUCAUGUUAUUUUUCCUCACAAAAAGCUGUCUUUCCGUAUCAUAGACACGGUAUGAACAAGGUACGCCUGGAUGUAGCCACAAUAUUGGGACUUUUGGCAUUUUUCAUAAAUUACAAAUUCGAGGACAUUUUAUCUUCGCCAUCAGCAAUAUUUCUUGAUGUGGUUGCAAUCACUGCUCUGAUAAUAUAUGUGUCCCGCGUGGCGUUGGGUUACAAACAGACUUGGGAUAGGUAUCAGCUUUUGGUUAACAAGACCCUUUAUGAGAAAACCUUGGCAAGUGGCUUUGGCUCAGUUCAUUUUCUUUUGGAUGCUUCUGAACAGCAGCAAUACAAGGAGGCCAUUUUAACCUAUGCUAUCCUGCUUAACAUGGAGAAUGGUCAGGCUGCUUGUCACCAAAAAGUUGGAGAGAAAUGUGAAAGAUUUAUGUAUGACGUUUUUAAACGAAAGGUUGAAAUGCCAGUUGACAAGGCAUUGAAUACUUUGGUAAGGUUGGGCCUAGUGACAGAAACAACUGUUGAUGGAAGACUCAAGCUUGACACGGUUCCUUGCCCUAAGGCAUAUGAGGCUCUUAAAGAUCGUUGGCAUGAUUUGCUUGAUUAGUGUUUGUAUUACAAUUACCAAAUUCCAUUACCAUCAACUACUGUACAUCAGUCUGGAAGAUUUAGAAGUGUAAUCAUUUUCUCCUUAUGAAAUAGUAUAUUUUGCUUCUGUACCUGAUCUAUAAACUUACAUA